UAGGCUUAGGACUCUGUGAUCCGGGCGGGGCUGCGCCACGCAAUGAAGUGUCAGUGUGUUCGCGCAGAGUGAUCACUGUCCCUUGGGUCGCGGGAGCGCGCCCUCUACCUGCCGGUUUCAGGUCUCCAACUUGGCAUCUAGAGUAGAUAUUGUCCUCGGUGUAUAGCUCUCUCCUCUGCCAAACAUCCCAAGAUGAAAAGAGGGAUAUCACAGCAAGACCCGCCAGAACUUGAAUUCAAACCUUUGGUAGUGAUAGAACUUGCAAAAGAUGCCAAAGCAGAGACCAGGGAAUGGCUUGUCAAGAAAAUUAUGGACAAGAAGAAAGAUGGAGGUUGCCAGCUGUUAAUCAAAUCACUCACCAUAUCAGAAGAGGACAAUAUUUAUGUUGUUGGCGCCUCUCCAAAGCGCCUCCUAAUAGGAGCCGAGGCAGCUGGGCUGGUAAAAGAAUGUGAGGACGGAUCUAUGAGGCCUUUCAUAUACAACAACCGCAAGGAAUACAAAAAUUUUAUUGAAGAUGAUGAAGACUUCAUUUCAAUGGCAGAAUGUCAGUAUAUCAUUAAACACGACCUGGAUAAUCUUCGAGCGCAAGAUGAAACAAGUAUUCCCGGCUAUCCUCAAGCGAAGCUUUACCCUGGGAAAUCAAUCCUUCGAAGACUACAGACUAGUGGCGUCCUAGUCCAGGUUUUCCCACUUCAUGAUAAAGAAGAUUUAAAAAGACUUACACAUCAGUGGUACCGCCAGAUAAGGAUUGGCUUCCAGCCUAUAGAUCAAAUCCGUCGGUACUUUGGAGACACUAUUGGACUCUAUUUUGGUUUCUUAGAAUAUUUUACCUUGGCUUUAAUCCCAAUGGCUCUCAUUGGCAUACCUUACUAUUUCUUUGCAUGGGAGGACUAUGAUAAGUAUGUGAUUUUUGCUACAUGCAACCUAGUGUGGUCCACGGUUAUCCUUGAGAUCUGGAAGCGCUACAGCUCAGCUAUGACAUACAAGUGGGGUACGCUGAUAAUGAAGAGGGAGUUUGAGGAACCAAGGCCAGGUUUUCAUGGGGUGCUAGGCAUAAAUCCUGUUACAGGAAGAAAAGAGCCUACCUACUCCAGUUUGAAGAGACAGCUUCGAAUUUAUCUUGUCUCUGUUCCCUUUGUGUGCGGAUGCCUUUACCUUUCCAUCUAUGUCAUGAUGAUUUACUUUGAUUUGGAGAAUUGGGCUAUAGAGUACGACGAGGAGCAGAAGAGCACAUUUAGCAGCCUACUGCUUUUUGUGCCUAGUAUCAUCUACGCUGUUGUCAUCGAAAUCAUGAACCGCUUAUACAAAUUUGCUGCAGAACAUCUUACUUCUUGGGAAAAUCACAGAUUAGAGUCUUCCUAUCAGAACCACUUGAUAUUAAAGGUCUUAGUGUUCAACAUAGUCAAUUGCUUUGCAUCACUUUUCUACAUAGCGUUUGUCAUGUGUGAUAUGAAGCUGUUACGCCAGAGUUUGGCAACUUUACUUAUCACAUCUCAGAUCCUUAACCAGUUUGUGGAAGCGCUGCUUCCAUACUGGCUGCAGAAGAGGUACAACCGGCAAAUAAAAAAGAAGGUGAAAGCAUUGAAAGUGGACACUGAUCUCCCCUUAUUGGAGCAAAUUCAUCUGGAGAAACAAAUGGACACUUAUUUGGGCACAUUUGAUGAUUACUUGGAGUUAUUCCUACUAUUUGGCUAUGUGAGCCUCUUCUCGUGUGUCUAUCCUCUGGCAGCUGUGUUUGCUGUACUUAAUAACCUCACAGAGCUGUACUCGGAUGCGUUAAAAAUGUGCCGUGUCUUUAAGCGCCCGUUUUCGGAACCCUCAGCCAGCAUUGGAGUAUGGAUGUUGGCCUUUGAGACCAUGGGUAUUAUAUCGGUAAUUACGAACUGUGCACUCCUCGGGAUGUCCCCGCAAGUCAAUGCAAUGUUUGAAGAUUCUAAAAUGGACCUGAUUUUGACAGUUGCUGCUAUAGAGCAUGCUCUGCUAGGGCUGAAGUUCAUCCUGGCGUUUGUAAUCCCUGACAAGCCAUACGACAUCCAGGUGAAAUUGGCACGGAUAGAAUUCGAGUCGUUGGAAGCUCUCAAAGAAAAACAGCAAAUGAAGCUUUCUUCUGAGUCAGUUACUGAAGACAGUGAUGCCAUAUACAGUUGAAGAAUGGAA
Spea bombifrons (plains spadefoot toad) is the source of this 2157-nucleotide messenger RNA. RefSeq names its product anoctamin 10 (gene ANO10). The transcript has 14 exons. Gene Ontology annotation, biological process: chloride transmembrane transport. Lineage: Eukaryota; Metazoa; Chordata; Amphibia; Anura; Pelobatidae. Gene Ontology annotation, molecular function: chloride channel activity. Gene Ontology annotation, cellular component: plasma membrane. The coding region runs from base 193 to 2148 and encodes 651 amino acids. The record is from RefSeq and is a predicted model, not a curated record.